Molecule: messenger RNA, 1376 nt
Organism: Pseudo-nitzschia multistriata
Lineage: Eukaryota; Bacillariophyta; Bacillariophyceae; Bacillariales; Bacillariaceae
Source: the annotation of a GenBank genome assembly
GGAAACCGAAUGGAACAAGAACGAGAACAUCCAAACAAUAGCAAUAACCCUAUCGAAUCCGAUCUCAACAAACAAAACAAACACCAAUCUUUGUUCACGGCAUAUCGAACACUCGCUCGAUUCCCCAAACAAUCACCAGCGCAAUAGCGACUAGAUUCCACAACGACUAACAAAGCAAGCGAGCAAGCAAUCCACGAACUAUUGACAUUAUUAAAGCACCAUGACGAUUCUAUACGCUCUCGUAUCUCGACAACAGACGGUUCUGGCCGAAAACACCAAUGCCUCGAGUAAGUUCUUGUUGCAGUAAUUGUUGAAUGAAAUCAUUCUGUUUGUCGUGAGGUAACGAAGUACACAAAUAGCAACGAUACACCUCUAUUCGAGUUAUUGCUCACUCUCCUUUUUUUGAAUCCACGAAUGAAUGCAUCGUCAUCGCAUGUUCUCGCGAAUACUAUUUCUUGUUGAAUAUGGAAUUCCAUCAUGGAAUGACUAUAUUGUAUCAACCCAACCACAAUGGAAUCAACCAAUCGAUCGCGGCGGAAUUCCCGAAUACUCUGCGAACACACAACAACAACGGCAACGACAACAACAAAAUCGUUUUAUGCAAAACAAAACAACGCGUGCGAACAACCCAAUGUACAAUGCAACAACGCAUCCGCGUCCACAGCCACGGGCAACUUUCCAACCGUCACGCGGGUCCUGCUCGAGAAAAUCCCCCCGCAGGACGGCAGGAUGACCUACGUGUACGACGAGUACGUCUUUCACUACGUCGUCGAGAACGGGAUCUGCUACCUCUGCAUGUCGGACGAACCGAGCAAGCACCGGAUCCCCUUUGCCUUUCUGGAGGACGUGAAGCAGCGAUUCCUGCAGCAGUUCGGCCUGGAGCAGGCGCAGCAGGCCAUUGCCUUUUCCAUGAACGAGGGCUUCAAGGCGGUCCUGGGCGAGCGGAUGGACUUUUACGGGACGGAGGAGGCCGACCGGUCCAUCGACAACAUCGGGACGGUCAAGUCCCAGAUCGACGAGGUGAGGGACACGAUGGUCCAGAACAUCGAGCGGGUCCUGGAGCGGGGAGAAAAGAUCGAGCUGCUGGUCGACAAGACGGACCGGCUCAACCAGCAGGCCUUUCGGUUCGAGUCCAACAGCCGGUCGCUCCGGCGGACCCUGUACUGGCGGCAGAUGCGGACGCGGGCCUUUCUGGGGGCGGCCGUCCUGGCCGUCCUGUGCCUGGCGACGGUGUCCGCGUGCGGGUUUGGCCUGCAACGCUGCCGAUCGUCGUCGUAGGCGGGCAAGGGUGCGGAGCGUGGCAUCCACAACGAGUGUAGUAUAAUCAUCGACCAAUGCAGUAUAGGUUUUUUUAAAAGUAAAAUUGUGGUAAGAAU